GCACAGAGGAAGGAAGGACAGCAGGGCUGACCUGUCAGAGCAGCCGUGCCCAGGAGCGUUCCUGGAGCAGAAGCUCUUCUGCAUAGAGGAGGACAGAGCAGGCAGCAGGGACCAUGGAGCCCCCCCUAGCUCCUCCCUGCAGAGGGUUCGGGCCCUGGCAGGGGGUCCUGCUCACAGCCUCACUUCUCACCUCCUGGAACCUGCCCACCACGGCCCAGCUCACUGUUGAAUCCGUGCCAUCCAGUGCUGCAGAGGGGACAGAUGUCCUUCUACUCGUCCACAAUCUGACAGAGAGUCCUUUGGGCUACUACUGGAACAAAGGAGACAGGGUGGACAGCACCAAUCGAAUUCUAUCAUAUGUAGUAGCCACUGGAGCAAUUACCCCAGGGCCCACAUACAGCAAUCGAGAGACAAUAUACCCCAACGGGUCCCUGCUGCUGCAGAAUGUCACCCAGAAUGACACAGGAUACUACACCAUACAAGUCUUAUCGCAAACUCUUCAGAGUGAAGAAGCAACUGGACAGUUACGCGUGUACCCAGAGUUAUCCAGACCCUUCAUCACAAGCAACAACUCCAACCCCGUGGAGAACAAAGACUCUGUGGCAUUAACCUGUGAACCAGCGGCUCAGGACGUGAUCUACCUGUGGUGGCUAAACAACCAGAGCCUCCCAGUCAGUCCCAGACUGCAGCUGUCCCCGGACAACAGGACCCUCACGUUACUCAGUGUCACCAGGGAUGACUCAGGACUCUUUGUGUGUGAAAUACAGACCCCAGAAAGCUCUAACCGCAGUGACCCCUUCACCCUGAAUGUUCUCUAUGGCCCCGAUGCCCCCACCAUUUCUCCUCCAGGGUCAUUUUACAUUUCCGGGGUAAACCUCAGCCUCUCCUGCCACGCGGACUCGAACCCACCUGCACAAUAUUUUUGGCUUAUCAAUGGGAGUUCCCCGCAAGCCACACAAGAGCUCUUUAUCCCCGGAAUCACUGUAGAGGAUAGUGGAUCCUACACCUGCCAUGCCAAUAACUCAGCCACAGGCCUCAGUGGGACCGCAGUCAAGAAUGUCACAGUCUUGGCAGAGUUAUCCAGACCCUUCAUCACAAGCAACAACUCCAACCCCGUGGAGAACGAAAACUCUGUGGUAUUAAUCUGUGAACCAGCGGCUCAGGACGUGACCUACCUGUGGUGGCUAAACAACCAGAGCCUCCCAGUCAGUCCCAGACUGCAGCUGUCCCCGGACAACAAGACUCUUACUUUACUCAGUGUCACCAGGGAUGACUCAGGACUCUUUGUGUGUGAAAUACAGACCCCAGAGAGCUCUAACCGCAGUGACCCCUUCACCCUGAAUGUUCUCUAUGGCCCCGACGCCCCCACCAUUUCCCCUCCAGAGUCAUCUUACAGUUCAGGGGCAAACCUCAACCUCUCCUGCCACGCGGACUCGAACCCACCUGCACAGUAUUUUUGGCUUAUCAAUGGGAAUUCCCCGCAAGCCACACAACAGCUCUUUAUCCCUGGAAUCACUGCACAGGAUAGCGGGUCCUACAUCUGCCAUGCCAAUAACUCAGCCACAGGCCUCAGUGGGACCGCAGUCAAGAAUAUCACAGUCUUGGCGGAGUUACCCAGACCCUUCAUCACAAGCAACAACUCCAACCCCGUGGAGAACGAAGACUCUGUGGCAUUAACCUGUGAACCAACAGCUCAGGACGUGACCUACCUGUGGUGGCUAAACAACCAGAGCCUCCCAGUCAGUCCCAGACUGCAGCUGUCCCCGGACAACAGGACCCUCACGUUACUCAGUGUCACCAGGGAUGACUCAGGACCCUUUGUGUGUGAAAUACAGACCCCAGUGAGUGCCAGGACCAGUGACCCCUUCACCCUGAAUGUUCUCUAUGGCCCCGACGCCCCCACCAUUUCCCCUCCAAACUCGUCUUACAGUUUAGGGGCAAACCUCAACCUCUCCUGCCACGCGGACUCGAACCCACCUGCACAAUAUUCUUGGCUAUUCAAUGGGAUCCUCCAGCAAUCCACACAAGAGCUUUUUAUCCUUGGAAUCACUGCAAAGGAUAGCGGGUCCUACAUCUGCCAUGCCCAUAACCCAGCCACAGGCCUCAAUGGGACCGCAGUCAAGGAAAUCACAGUCUCGGAUGCUCCAGCGCCAGGAAGUUCUCCUGGCCUCUCAGCGGGGGCCAUUGUUGGCAUCAUGAUUGGAGUGCUGGCCGGGGUGGCUCUGAUAUAGCAGACUUGCUGCACUUCCUGUAUUUCGGAAGACUGUCAGAUCGAUGAAAUUGCCUAUUCUUCUCUGAACUUCAAAGCCCAGAAACCAACAGAACCAA
Nycticebus coucang (slow loris) is the source of this 2328-nucleotide messenger RNA. RefSeq names its product carcinoembryonic antigen-related cell adhesion molecule 8-like. Bases 114 to 2231 code for a protein of 705 amino acids. The record is from RefSeq and is a predicted model, not a curated record. Gene Ontology annotation, biological process: regulation of immune system process; signal transduction. Gene Ontology annotation, molecular function: protein tyrosine kinase binding. The transcript has 10 exons. Lineage: Eukaryota; Metazoa; Chordata; Mammalia; Primates; Lorisidae. Gene Ontology annotation, cellular component: cell surface; plasma membrane.